CAGAGAUGCUAAGUGAUGAGCCAGAGAUUGAACCCAUGUGUGACUGCUCUAGAGCCCAACACCCCCACCCCUCCUUCUGUCAUGCCGACCCCAGUCCUUAAGCUGCAGUUGGUUAGGUUCCGACCUGGGACUGCUCAAGAGUGGGGAGGCCUCUAUCCCCAGCACCCUGAGUCUGGAGGAGUCGGAGAAUGGGGCAGCUGGGGCUGCAGUCUUCCCUCAGUCUCUCACUAAUCCUCAGCCGAGUCAGUCAGGUCAGGGUGAUGGGGUAAAGCUUGUGCUGAGCAGACUCCGGGCCGCCCUGGCACACUAGUGAUUCAGUACCAGAUGUGUGGCUAGGGCAGAGGCAACGGUGACUUUUCGGAAGAGGAGGUGGCAACAGCACACGUGGGAGUGCAGUGAGGUGCCCUCCAGCCCUCCCAGGCCCCUUGCCGUCCUGUCUUGGGGCCAAGGGAGACAGCCCAGGGUGGCCCAGCCUCCCUGCCUGACCGCAGCAGGAAGCCCAUGGUGGUGCCGAGUGAGCGGGUGAUGGACAAGAGCUGGGCAUGCAGGAGCAGCGGGAAUGCUGGGCCUGGCGUGGUGCCUGCUGUCCACUUCCACCCCAGGCUGGGGACGGCAGGGCCUGAGGAGGAAGCUGAGGAUGACGCUGAGGCCUCCCCCACACUGGGCCCUGUCCUGCCUCCUUGUGGUGCUGCCCUGGCCUCUGGCCACACCAACAUCCACGACCCUUUGGCAGUGCCCGCCCGGGGAGGAGCCCAACUUGGACCCGGGGCAGGGCACAUUAUGCAGGUCCUGCCCCCCGGGCACCUUCUCAGCCUCGUGGGGCUCUGGCCCAUGCCAGCCCCACUCGCGCUGCAGCCCUCGAGGGAGGCUGGAGGCCCAGGCGGGUACAGUGACUCGAGACACACUAUGUGGAGACUGCCAGCCUGGGUGGUUUGCCCCUUCAGAGGUCACCCGUGUUCCCUGCCAGCCAUGCACCCGGACAGCUCUGGGUACUCGCGGCUGUUAUGAGCGGGGCCAGCGGGCCCGACGUGGUGUGGAGGUGGCAGCCGGGGCCGGCAGCACUGGGGAGACACAGCAGCCUGGGAACGGCACGCGGGCAGGCAGCCCCGAGGAGACGGCUGCCCAGUACGCGGUUAUUGCCAUCGUGCCUGUCUUCUGCCUCAUGGGGCUGCUGGGCAUCCUGGUGUGUAACCUGCUCAAGCGGAAGGGCUACCACUGCACAGCCCACAAGGACGUCGGGCCUGGCCCUGGAGGUGGAGGCAACGGAAUCAACCCUGCCUACAGGCUUGAGGAUGCCAAUGAGGACACCAUAGGGGUCCUGGUGCGCCUGAUCACGGAGAAGAAAGAGAAUGCAGCAGCCCUGGAGGAGCUGCUGAAGGAGUACCACAGCACACAGCUGGUGCAGACCAGCCACGGGCCUGUGCCCAGGCUGCCGCCCGGACGCCCCAGCACACCGCACGUCUGUCCGCACGGCCACCACCUCCACACUGUGCAGGGCCUAGCCUCACUCUCUGGCUCCUGCUGCUCCCGUUGUAGCCAGAAGAAGUGGCCCGAGGUGCUGCUGUCCCCUGAAGCUGCAGCUGCCACCACUCCCACUCCCAGACUCCUGCCUAACCCAACCAAGGCUCCCAAGGCCGGGGCCAAGGCAGGACGCCAGGGCGAGAUCACCAUCCUGUCUGUGGGCAGGUUCCGCGUGGCCCGAAUUCCUGAGCAGCGGACAAGUUCAGCGGCCUCAGAGGUGAAGACCAUCACAGAGGCUGGGCCCUCCGGAGGAGAUCUCACUGACUUCCCACAACCUGACCUCCCCACUGAGCAGCGGGCACUGCUGGGAAAUGGUGGAAGUCAUACUAAGUGGCCAAAGCCCCCACUAGAGAAGAAGGCUGAGGAGAACCGCUAUGUGGUCCGGCUAAGUGAGAGCAACCUGGUCAUCUGAGGGGCUGUCUUGUCUGAGGACACUGCAGCCCUGCCUGGGAGGUUCCGAAGGCUUCCCGCAGGAGGUACAGCUGCAGCUGGGCCUGUGAUGAUGGAGAAGCAAUGGCCCAGCAGACAAAACAGCCAAGGCCCAGGCCUGGAGGUGGGAGUGUCCACCCCAGUGAGGAGGCAGGCCAGCUGGUAGGCGCCAUGUACAGGAGCAGGUCAAAAGCCCCUCCCCUGUCCUUGCCACCCGGUUCCUUUCCUGCAGGAUGUCCCUGACCCCGUGCCCGGGCCAGAUCCUAGGAUCGUCUGUACCAUCAGGAGGCUAGGCCUGAUGGUGGGGAGGGGCCCUGUUGGGCACCCCUGGCCCCACACCUUGGUAUUUAGCCACUUCCUGCCUCUGAACAGGGCCCUAGUGCAGAUGUACCUCCCCCUCCUCUUCCAGCAGGACCUGUAAAGGGCAGGGGCAACUAAAUAACGUAGGCUGGGAGGCUGAGUUCUUGGGUUCUAACCCUGGGCAAGUCCCCGGCCAUCACUGGGUCCCAGUUUUUCUGACUGUGAAGUCUCAGCGCCCAGGGCCUCUCCAGCUCCUUGCAGGCUCUGGGCUGGGUUGUGUUGAGGGAGAGCUUGGCUCCUUGCCACCCCUCCCCCUAAUAGUUUUAUCUGGCCCCAUUAUUUGCUGCUUCUAGGGCUUCCACCUUCAAGGCCCCCAUGGGGCUGCCCAUCCAUGGCUCUGCCUAAUAAUGCAUGUGCCUGUCCCCACAUCCUGCUGUUUUUAUUAAAAUGGAAAAAAACAGACUUGACCUGGGUAGGGCUGUGGUACAAAGCCCCAGCCUGCCCAGCCACCCCCAAGAUCUCAGGAACUUUGGGGUAGGGGUGUGUGACUGGCUGGAGAGGUACCUCUGGCCUAGGUGGUUUGUGUCCCUGUGGUGUUGGUGCGUCUUGUCCCCCAGCCUGGGCAGUGCGGGCGACUGCCCAGCCCGUCUCCAUCCUGGCUCAGUAACCUGGUUAUUUAUGUGGAGCUGUGCAGGCAACAGGCCCCACUGCCAUCCCCAUUUCUCUUAUUUAUUUAAACUUUGCUGUUGUCCUGUUCUUGUGUAUCCAUCCCCAUCCAUUUGUUGAAUAAAAGGUGGGAAAGUGGUGUCACGAGGA
Messenger RNA from Hipposideros armiger (great roundleaf bat), 3066 nucleotides. It is a transcript of the gene RELT, whose product is annotated as RELT TNF receptor. Gene Ontology annotation, biological process: amelogenesis; apoptotic process. Lineage: Eukaryota; Metazoa; Chordata; Mammalia; Chiroptera; Hipposideridae. The record is from RefSeq and is a predicted model, not a curated record. The coding region runs from base 560 to 1933 and encodes 457 amino acids. Gene Ontology annotation, molecular function: protein binding. The transcript is spliced from 11 exons.